AUGGGAAAGAAAAGACUCCGGCGAGCUAAGUUCAGCUCCUUUGACCGGCGAUCAAACUCCGAAGAGCCGUCCUCGUCGACCACUAGUGAACGGCGGACCAAAUCUCCGAGGCGCAAUCGUAUUCGAAGCACGAUACUGUUUCUUCUAUUCGUCGUAUGUCCCGCCAUUUCCGUUAUCUUAUACCGCAGAAUCAGUUCGCCGUCGCAAUCGGUCAGCGAAACAGACCUUCCAGAUGUCUACCGGAGGGGACUCGUCAAAGCUGACGUCAAUUACCGGCAAGUUCUCGACGAGCAUGUGAAGGUUUCAGCAAAUGUGAGUCGGCGGCAGUUUGAAAAUUCUGUUCUUGCCUACAUUACUCCAUGGAACUCAAAAGGAUAUGACCUGGCCAAGAAGUUCAACUCUAAGCUGACUCAUCUAUCUCCUGUAUGGUAUGACCUCAAAAGUGAAGGAAGCUCCUUUGUGUUAGAUGGAAGGCAUAAUGCUGACAUUGGAUGGAUUUCAGAAAUUAGAAUGAACAGUAAUGCUAAGAUAUUACCUAGAGUGGUUUUGGAAGCAAUGCCCAUGGAUUUUCUCACGAAGAAGAAACAAAGGAAAAAGGUGAUUAACCUCAUUGUGGAAGAAUGCAAGAAAUUCGAUUAUGAUGGUAUUGUACUUGAGUCAUGGUCAAGAUGGGCAGCUUAUGGUGUCUUGCACAAACCAGAAAUGCGGAUGAUGGCCUUGCAAUUUAUAAAGCAGCUGGGAGAAGCUAUGCAUGGAGUGAGCACAGAAAGAAAUGGGGAAAGUCUACAAUUGGUGUAUGUUAUUGGACCACCAUAUUCAGAUCAGCUGCAGUCACAUGAUUUUGGACCUGAAGAUCUGUUAGGCUUGAGUUCAGCAGUAGAUGGUUUCUCUCUGAUGACAUAUGACUUCUCAACUCCUCAUAAUCCUGGUCCAAAUGCACCUUUGAAGUGGAUUCAAUCCACCCUGAAGCUUCUACUUGGUUCUGAUAAUUCUGGUCAGGGUUUGGCCAGAAAGAUAUUUGUCGGCAUUAAUUUCUACGGCAAUGAUUUUCUACAGUCAGGAGAGGGUGGAGGACCGAUAGUGGGGAGGGAGUAUCUAUCUUUACUGGAGCAGCAUAGACCUAUACUCCAGUGGGAGAAGAAUAGUGCGGAGCAUUUCUUUAUUUACUUGGAUAACAGACGUAUCAAGCAUGUCGUGUUCUACCCAACUUUGCUGUCAAUUGCCAUGCGACUUGAGGAAGCUCGUUCAUGGGGCGCUGGCAUCUCAAUUUGGGAAAUAGGGCAAGGAUUAGAUUACUUUUUCGAUGUACUAUAA
Messenger RNA from Oldenlandia corymbosa var. corymbosa, 1314 nucleotides. NCBI's taxonomy places the organism in Eukaryota, Viridiplantae, Streptophyta, Magnoliopsida, Gentianales, Rubiaceae. The record is from the annotation of a GenBank genome assembly.